This is a messenger RNA of Symbiodinium necroappetens, 5979 nucleotides long. The record is from the annotation of a GenBank genome assembly. Lineage: Eukaryota; Dinophyceae; Suessiales; Symbiodiniaceae.
AUGGCCUCAGAUGCAGCUGCCGACCCGUGGUCGGCACCCGACAGUGACCCUUGGAACACCGGUGAGUGGAACGGGGGGGCUUCUAUCGAGGAAGCCGUGAAUGAGCCCAAUGAUGCAAACCCGCAGACGAGAUCCCAAGGCGACAGCCAGCCUUGGGAAGACCAAGAGCCCAGGGAGAGUGCCCCGGCACCGAUGACGGACUCUUGGACAAGAAGUGACUGGCCUCGACGCCGAGGUGAUGGCAGCAGCGACGGGAGUUCUGGAGAUGCGGCGACCACAGCCGAUCGAAGGGCUUCCGACGGUUCGUGGGGAUCGUGGACCUCAUGGGGGACCUGGCAUCCCGAAUGGCAUGGCGGCUGGUGGAGCAGGUGGGGACAAGACGGAUGGCACCGCGGUCAUUGGGAUGACGGCGGCACUCCUUGGCCUACCUCCUCUCCCGGAACUACUUUCUCGAACAACGCCUACGAACCGACCUCUACCUGGACGAGCAGCACCCACUACGCGGCGGGUGGCCCCGGAUCCAUGCCUACGGCAACUACGACUUCUACCUUGAUGACGCGAUCAGGGAGCACCCCAACAAGAGACGAGGACACCAACGAGGCCCCGGCGGUCGGCAACACCUACACCGGGUCCGCCAAGGGCCCUUCCGAGAAGCUCUUGAUCCCCACCUUUAGCGGGGAUGCCGAGAAUGGAGCCGAGCUCGGGACUUCGGCGCGCAGCUACCUGCGACAGGUGGCAGCAUGGGAGAAGAUGACUAAGCUGUCUUUGUCACAACGAGCCCUGGUUCUCUACCAAAACCUACAGGGUUCAGCUUGGGUAAAUGCCGAGUCACUCAACGUCAACGACCUCGCCUCUGACCGCGGCGUGGACUACCUUCGCGACUGGAUUCGGCAGCACUACUUGGACAUCGAGGUGACGCAGGUGGGCAGGUCCCUGAGCGAUCUGUUCAGGAAACUCCGAAGGAAACCCUCCCAGACCUUCCGGGACUACACCGCUGAGUUCAACAGGCUGCUGGCGAGGGUAACCGAAUGUGGAUGCAAGUUGCCAGAUGUGGCGAACGCUUGGCUCUACGUCGACAGGGCCAGCCUGGACGAGACGACGGAGGUCUCGCUUCUCGCCUCCGUCGGGAACAAGUACGCCCUCAAGGAGCUUCAACAGGCCGCCAUAGUGCUGGACAGGUCUAUGAGGAAGCCCUGGGAGAAGAGUGGACGGAACGAUGGCCCCCCUGGACGGCGAUACAAUUCGGUCAACCAUGCGGAGGACGGCGUCUACGACGGCGAGGCGGACACCGACGAGGAGACGAUGCUCGAGGACCACCUCGAGCAGGACACUGGCGAGCUCUACAUCUCCUACAUGACGGCCAAGGCCCGCUACAGGGACGCCGCGAAGUCCCGCGGCACGACCGACUACGGCUACAAGGGAGGUGCGGCGAAGGGGUUUGAUCCUACGGCGGUCAAGAAGGCGGCCGAGGCCAAAAUCCUCCUGGCGAAGUCGAAGAGCCACUGCGCGGCAUGCGGGCAGAAGGGCCACUGGCACAAGGAUGCUGUCUGUCCCAAGCGGGCCAGCGGAGAGAAGACACAAACGGUGCAUGUGACGAACGAGAUCUUCGAGCUCUCUACCUACUCGGGCGGGGAGGGCUUGUACGCGAUCCUGGACUCCGCCUGCUCAAAGACUGUGGUUGGUACGGCGUGGCUCGAGCGCUACCUGACUGCGGUCCGAGGCAGGGGCUUUGAUACCGACUUCAUCUACGAGAAGGAGUGCUUUAAGUUCGGGGCCGCAAACAGGAUCUACGAGUCCACCUACGCCACCGUCGUGAUGAUGAAUCUCCUCGGCAAGUGGGUUGCUGUGAAGGCUGCAGUUAUCCACGGGGACUUACCCCUGCUACUUUCUCGACCCGCACUUGGACGACUAGGACUAGUUCUCGACUUGGGUCUCUCUCGGGCCAGUUUUCGGAACCUCAACCCAGGGGAGCUCACACUCCUCGAGACAGCUAGCGGGCACCCAGCCGUCCCUAUCGACCAUGGAACAGAAGGCAAGCCGGAAAUUUCGCAGCUUCCCAAGAAGUGGGAGCCGCAUGGGAUCGAAGUGCUGAGCUCGCGAGUGGUGUACAUGACUGCAUGUGCUGGGGAUGUUGGGGUAGGGACUCCUACUGGUUCGUCGUCUUGCAUUACUAGCCCGAAGAUCUUCUACGACAAAAAGAUAGACCCCGCAGUUCGUGACAUGCUGGUUGCCGAUGUGCUCAACGAGACUGUGUUGCUGAGCAAUGUCACCGAAGUCUGGGUCGAUAAGAACGAACACAAGCCCUUGCUCCCUGCGAUCUCUCGCUCCGGCAUGAGCCAGCCGUCCUCGACCGUGCCGGUAUGGAAGAUGACGAAGGUGCAGCUGUUGGCCGAGGCGAACGCCCGAGGGCUGGCAGUGAAUCCCCGCUGGACGUGCCCAGAACUGAGGACGGUGCUCAACGCGGACGCCGAGUACCACCGGACUCCGGGGAACCCAGUGCCCAAGGGGCUGAGCUCGAUGACGCUGGCGGAGCUGAAGAGCGAGGCGGAGAAGCUCGGCAUCCCCACCUCGACCAAGGAGACGCGGGGCAGCCUGAUGCUGAAGGUGAGGGACGCGGUGACGCCCGACACGACCGUGAUGGCGAUCGGGCGAUUUCGCGGAAGCAGCUACGCGGACAUCCCGGAGAACUACGCGCAGUGGGCCUCGGACGAGGAGAAGGCGAACGGGGACAACAUGUCGCCAGAUCUGAAACGAUUCGUUCUGUGGAGGCGACAUCGGCGAACCAUGGAACCAAAGACACCGGUGGUGAAGCGCGGCUACAAGGACCCCGAGAAGGAUGCGAAGGUGCCACCCCCUCCCCUCAGCGAGACCGGCUCCUCUGCGUGGGCCGUGGUCGAGGACUCGGAGGGCCCUUUGACCGGAUGGCGACCGAUCGCGCCUUCGGUGAGUUCGGACACAUCGUGGAAUCCAAAGGGAAAGGCCACGCGACCGAGGACCCCCGAGUCGAAGGGGCCCAUGGACCAGGACAUCGACUCGGACACGAUCUCGGAGAUCCAAGCGCUCGAGGCGAGGAUCGGAGAGGACCUGACCGGGACACGACAGCACCACGAACACCCCGGUGAACUUGCCGCCCUGCGUGCUUUACAAGAACGGGACUUCUCUUUCGACCGCAUCGCCGAGAUCCUGACACACUACGACUUCUCUACUUGCCCUACCAACCGAGCUGCUGUUCACCAGGAUGGUGGGGGAGAGCGCGUGGCCCUAGGAUAUUACGCCUACGGCAACUUCAAGGGGGUUUGCAAGAACACAGUGCGUUGGAGCCACCUCACCCAGUAUGUCAAUGCGUUCCUCCUGGACCACGCCGGGGGCAACCUGGAACAAGGCCGGGCAACCUACUGGGGUGCAGUGACUCUGUUGCGCAACUGUCCCGCUGCCAUGCACACCGACAAGAACAACCUCAAGGGGAGCCCCAACUACGUUGUGAGCUUCGGCGGCGGGAAUGGUGGUGGCCUCUGGGUUGAAUCACCCGGGGGCGGAUGCUGGCGAAGAGAUUCCCGAGGUCAAGACGUCGAGGGCACCAUCAUCGACACCGACCGCCAGGUAUGGGAGUUCGAUCCACGCCUGAGGCACGCGUCCGAGCCUGGUUCAGGGUCCCGAUGGACGAUUGCCGCCUACACGCCGAGGACUUUGCCCGACGCCAACAAGACAGAGAAAAAGGUUCUUCGCCACUUCGGCUUCCCUUUGCCUUCGGUGGCCCAGAUCCGCAAUACCCGGAUCGAGCGCGAUGUACACGAGGUCAAGAGCGGCUACAGCAACAGCGCUACGGGCCCCGGGAAGGUCCCGAUGCCCAGGCGAAGCCAAAGGAAAGCUAUGUGGAAGACCGCUGCCUUCCUGAGCGUGAUGUACACUACGAUGCUCUCGUCUAUGGGGAGAGUGGUGGACGAGUCUGUGCCGGUGCGACACCAGCCCGAGGUUGCCCUGUUGGAGAUCGGGGGCUUCACGUCCACUUGCCGGACGGCCGAGUACUGUGGCGACUCAGUGAAGGUGAUGGAACCCGUGCUCACCGAGGACGUUCUCUACAACGACCACCCCGCGGACUUACCGUUUGGCUUCGUCGAAACCACGGUGAUACGGCAUUGUCCAGGGCAACUCUGGAUACACGUUCGUCCAGAAUGGAAGGACCCCGAGAUCUACUUCGACAUCGUGGAAGCCGCCGGACGACAACUUCGAGAAGGAAGGACAGUGGUGCUCGAGCGCAACGUCGAGGAGGACGACCUCUGGGAGAAGGUGACCACUGGAUGGGCGGAGGCAGGGUACUUUACCCACGGGGACCGCGACGAGGAUGGGAACGAGCUCCUCCGCGUCACCUACGGCACCGAGGACGUGGAACUCCACGAAGUGUUCGUGGGAGAAGCAGCAGAUGGACCAAUCCCCGCACAUGGAGAACCUGCUGACGGAGAACCUGGUGAAGGCGAUGAAGCCCUCGCCGAACGUGGGGCAAAGGCAAUCCGGUUUCCCCCGAGCGUACCGGGAAGGAUUGCAAGCAGCCUCCGCAGGCUGCAUCAGAAUCUCGGCCAUCCCAGCACCAUCGACUUCAGUCGUCACCUGAGACUGGCAGGAGCUUCUCGAGAAGUGCUCAAGGCGGCGAAAGCUUUGGAGUGCGAAGUUUGCAAGAGAGCGAAGGUGGCCCCUUGUCUACGCUUCAACCAGAUCAUCGGCGUCGACCUCUUCUAUGUCCACGACACCAAUGGAGAUCGACACCAGCUUUUGUCUAUGGUGGACUUCUCUUCUUCUUACCACGUCGUCGUGCCCGUGGCCCGCAAGGAUACCCUCACCUUGGAGAAGGCCUACUGUGAGCACUGGCUCAACACUUUCGGUGCUCCGGCAAUGAUUGCCGUGGAUCUAGAGAACGGCCUUGAGAAGUCUCUGGCGAGAGUCGGAGAUUGGACCGGGACCCGCAUCCGCAAUGCCGCGGGUCAGGCUCACUAUCAAGCCGGCUACACCGAACGACAGGGCGGGAUCUGGAAGGCGAUUUUCGCGAAGCUAUGUGACGAGCUUUCUGUGACCAAGGCCGAGAUCACUUUAGCCAUUGGGGCGGUGUCCAACGCCAAGAACAAGCUUGCUCGGAUCAGCGGCUAUAGUCCAGCCCAACACGUCUUCGGCUACCUUCCCAACGACCCCGACGACUUGCUCAACGGCCCGCACGCCGGCGACCCGACCGAGGAGGACAUCAUUGACGACCGCCACGCUCAGGAGGUUGCCAUGAGAAGCGCGGCUAGGGCCGCGUACUACCACGUCCAGUCUGAUGAGCGAGUUCGCAGGGCCCUGUCCGGAAGGACCCGAGUUAUCUCCCGAGCCCCCGAGUGUGGAGAAAGGGUCUUCUACUUCCGGAAGACAAAGAACAACAAGCGCGGGAUAUGGAUGGGACCCGGAACAGUCAUAGGCUUUGAAGGGGUGAACGCCUGGGUCACUCGAGGAGGACGUUGCGUGCUGUGCUCGCCGGAGCACUUGAGGCUGGCUACACCCGAGGAAUUGGGACAAGCUUUCAGCUUGCGGGCAGCCCGUGAAGACUUGGAUCGCCUACUCAACGCCGAGGACGACGAGGAGAUCUUCGAGGACGAGAAUGCCGAGGCCGGAGGGAUUGGUGAUGUUGACUUCGAUGCCGAGGACGACCCCGACGGAGACGUUGCCAUGGCCGAGAUGGACCACGGAGAGCCACCUGAGGACCGACGAGGAGUUCGACGAGGUCCGCAAGAGGCACCACCGCUGGUGCUCAAGAGACAGCGUCGCAAAGGACAUCAAGAUGCCCAAGCUGUGCUCAUGAUGAAGCGUGCCAAGACCAAGCGGUCUCGGGAAAAGGCCCUUGAGAAGGAGAUCCCCUGGUCUCUCAUUCCCGAGGAGAUGAGGCCGAGUUUCCGCGCUGCAGAGGCCAAACAAUGGGCCGAGCACGUCGACAACAAGGCCAUCACAGUGCUGUCG